AUGUCGGUGCGCCCCGACAUAUCACGGCAGACACUCCCCCACUCUCUCUGCUUCCUCUCCUCUGCGUCAGAAAUGUUUACUUGGGACGACACACAGACCACAAUCCUCCAGGCAUCUGUGGAUAAAUACAUAAAUGCCAAUGGAACAGCACGUGACGAUGUCAUUGCAACGGCUUUGAAUGAACUGGAGCAGGUGCAGCUGGGAGAACUGGAACCGUUGCCAAAGGAGGCCAGAUUGCAGGCGGUUGAGAAGUGGUUGGCGGACGUGUCCAACAAGCGUAAGCGUCAGCCAAAGAAGCGAAAGAGAGGUGUCAUGAUGGGUACGAUCCGUGGCACAGAUGUCUGGCUCGACAAACAUAGGCAGGAAGUCUACGACAACGCAUACAGUGAAGGAACAAACGAUCCAUUGUCAAAGUUUACCGAUGCGCGGUGGGCAACUUGGCGAGAAGUGCCCCAGGAAGAAAAGGCGGUUUGGGAGGGAAAAGCGGAAGAGUUACGCAACCUGGUCCACAAAGAAGGAGUCAAGAUAACACCGCGUCUCCUGCCCCUCGAACCUAUGAUGAACAGUCUCGGGAGGUUGUGCCGAAGCGUGGAGCGGAAGUCGCUCAUUGAGGACGGCGCAUACAUAGUGACACUGUAUGCGGCAAACACAACAGACAAAGGCCCGGUGAUGGGAGUUAUCGAUCACAACCUGGAGCACGGAGCAACGUCAAACUUCAGUUCGCUCUUGAAGACCGCGGAAAACUAUAACAGCAUAUGGACCUUGUUCGACGGCUGGGCAAAGGAACAACUGCAAAGAAAGGCCGAUGUUCUGCAGUCAAGGGGAAAGCCGGAUAAGCCGAGCAAAGCGCAGAAAAAGACGGAUUUUGGGCCGCUUCUCUCAGUGGACGAAGAGACGGGCCUGCCCAUUAUGCUUAGUGAAGCGGAGUUGGACUCGCUUGUUGCUGGCGUGGUUCAGAAAUGGAUAGCAAUUGUCAGAGAGUUCCUUACUCACCAUUACUUGGCGGCGAGCAACGGCAAAGUCCCGCGUAUACCUUGGAAGGCCCACGCUUCCCCUGCGUCCUGUCUCGAUGCAAGCAUGUGGUUGAACGACAUAGCAUUUCAAGACCCAUCUCACUUGAAGAAGGAACAGCUCAUCCGCCUAUGCAAGCACUGGAGAGAAGGCCAGGAUGGGCCGGACGGCGUGAAAGCGUUCAAAUUCAGGAGCUACGUCAACGGCGACGGAGAUGACGCAUGCGAGGAAUACGAGGCUUAUUUCGAGCGUUGGCAAGAGGAGGCGCCAGCUCGGGAAGCAAAGAGGAGGAGGGCAUCCGAACAGGCGGGUGCGGCAGAAGAAGCGGCUGCAGAGGGUAGCACCAAGAAGGGUUCAAAGCCUCCUCGCAAGCGAAACCGCGGCAAGAAGGACAAGUCUGCCAAAUCUCGUGGCAAGCAGAAGGCGGUGUCGGAGGACGAGUCAGAGGAGGAGGUGCCUUUAUUCCUUCCCUCGCCUGGACUUGCUGGAGUGUCCAGUGGCGAGGAUGAGAGCCCUGUACCCGAACAAUUGUCCACCGACGACGAUGACAGCGGCAGGUGGAGUGCGGGGCCGGUUAUGGAGACUUCAGAUAUGCUGGUCCAGCAUGCCCUUGACAGGCGAGACGAGUUUGCCGACAAGUCACCCAAAAAUGUCAGUCGUGGACGCGCCCGCGGACUGUUUGUGGCAUCUCUAUGUGGCGACAAACGGUACCGAGACGUUGCUGCAGAAUAUAUCCGAGCAAGGGAGGGAACGUCAAUCUCUGGCGCCAUGCCUCCGCCUAUUCCCGGCGUGCCUUGGGCGUCCUGGGGGUGGACAUCCCCGUCUCUUCCUGAAUCCGCCCAUGCUGCCGCAGACGGUCUGUCACCGCUUAUCGAGUUCCUCGUGACCGAACCCUGGAAGCGCCACAACUACGCCAUCUACCGGCGGGUCGAGCAGGUGCUACUUGGUGUCGGCCUUGCAUUGCGAGACCUGGAUAAUGGCCAGUUCACCAACGAUCCAGAUGACCCACCUCCGGCUCAUAUCCCCAUCUAUGUACAAAACACCGCUCUGGAUUUCAACGAUGUGCGGGAGACGCUUCUUCGCUCAAUCGGUUCCAUCAGCGAGCUCAUUAUCAUUGACGACAUCCCGCCCACUGUGUGGUCAGCCAACACACAGGAGUCUCGCUCACCUACUCCAGGCCACAACCUGAUCGCACCCGAUGGCCCGCUUGUUCUGGAUGAGCCUCCCUCGCUUCCAGCCACUACGUUUAGCCCCUCCGACGCCGCUUCUUCCAGUCGCGCAUGUCCCAGUGUUGUCUUCCGCUGGACCGAGCCGUUCGUCGGCCCCAACUGCCGCCCCUGA
This is a messenger RNA of Rhodofomes roseus, 2352 nucleotides long. RefSeq lists its product as uncharacterized. The record is from RefSeq and is a predicted model, not a curated record. The coding region runs from base 1 to 2352 and encodes 783 amino acids. Lineage: Eukaryota; Fungi; Basidiomycota; Agaricomycetes; Polyporales; Fomitopsidaceae. The transcript has 6 exons.